AAAAAGACGAACGAGAAAACGAAACCUUUCAUCACUGUGUUGUAUAAAAAGUAGUUGUUAGCAGUGGCUUUUUCUCUCAUGCGAAUCUUUCUUCUUCUUCUUCUUUUCUUUUCAUUCACCCAAACCCUAAAUAAGAUUCGUAACUGCAAAACCAAAACAAAAACCCUAAAGGAAUGGCCCUAUCCCGUGGAUCCAUCGUCACUCGAUCAGUGUGGUCCUCUAAUUUGGAAUCGGAGUUCGAGUUAAUCCGAUCCGUCAUAGACUCUUUCCCUCUUAUAUCGAUGGACACCGAGUUCCCCGGUGUGGUUGUGCGCCCCGACACCGGUGACCCCUCUUUUCGCCACCGAGAACCAGCCGCGCACUACGCCGUGCUUAAAGCCAACGUCGACCGCCUCCACCUGAUCCAGAUCGGUCUUACUCUCUCCGAUCAAGUGGGAAACCUUCCCACACUCGGCACCUCCAACGGCUUCGUCUGGGAGUUCAACUUCCGAGACUUCGACGUCUCGCGUGACGCCCAUGCUCACGACUCCGUCGAGUUGCUACGGCGUCAGGGCAUCGAUUUUGAGAAGAAUCGGGAGUUUGGGAUCGACUCGGUCCGGUUCGCCGAGCUUAUGAUGUCCUCUGGUCUGGUCUGUGAUGACCCAGUUAGUUGGGUGACGUUUCACAGUGCAUAUGAUUUCGGGUACCUGGUGAAAUUGUUGACCCAGCGCGCUCUGCCGGAGGAAUUGGCAGAAUUUCUCCGCCUGGUGAGGGUUUUUUUCGGUGACAGAGUUUUUGAUGUGAAACACUUGAUGAAGUUCUGCUCAAAUCUUCAUGGAGGUUUGGACCGAGUAUGCCAAUCGCUGAAUGUGGAAAGAGUUGUGGGGAAAAGCCACCAGGCUGGUUCCGAUAGCUUGCUCACCCUGCACGCUUUUCAGAAUAUAAGGGAGGUUUAUUUUGGCAAGGCUGAUGGACUUAUUCAGUAUGCUGGUGUCUUGUAUGGUUUGGAGGUUUUCUAAUUUUCUCGUAUGAAAUAAUAUAUCAGCUUGGUGUAGGUUGCUUUUUCAUCGUUAGUUGUAAAGCUUACAUAUUAUGGUUUAUCAAUGUCAUUAGGAGUUAUUAAUUUUUUUUUUUUGGGUUCUGUUUCACCUGCAUGUAUUAGUAGGAGGCAACGCAUUGUUGACUGAGUGUGUUAACAUAUAGAAUUAGAGUAUGGUCUUUGAUUAGAUAAUAUAUACAAGUCUUAAUUUCUGAACGGAGUGAUAAUUUUGCAUCUCCCUCCUUAUCUAUUUUC
This is a messenger RNA of Vigna unguiculata (cowpea), 1273 nucleotides long. RefSeq names its product putative CCR4-associated factor 1 homolog 9 pseudogene. Lineage: Eukaryota; Viridiplantae; Streptophyta; Magnoliopsida; Fabales; Fabaceae. The record is from RefSeq and is a predicted model, not a curated record.